AUGAGCAAUGUCCAGCAGCCCAAGUCGGCAUCCACCGUCUUUCUCGAUCAGCCACCCAGCUGUUUGGAGUUUUGCCCUCAAGCACCCGAUCACUUCGUCAUAGGCACAUACUUGCUCUCUGAGACGAAAAACGCACACGACGAAAUCCAGCAAACGAAGACCGGCAGCGUACAGCUCUGGAAGCUAGACCCCGAUACAUCAUCAUUAUCACUGGUGCAGAAGGUCUCUCUUCCGUACGCAGUCUUUGAUCUGCAUUUUCACCCGAGAGAUACGGACAAAUUCGCUAUUGCCAGCAGUACCGGAUGUAUUUCUCUCUUCAGCGUGGAUCGUGCAACGCCAUCGAUUCAUCAACUUUGGACCAAGUCCGUCCAUGAAGACCCCUCUGUUCCCGCCCUUUUCUUCGCAUGGACUCCCCCCAAGUGGCUGUCCUCAGAGAAGGCGGAUGGCUUCGCUGUCACAUUCUCAGAUGGUCGAACUAGUGUCUAUGGCACAACCAAGGAUAUCAUGGAACCGGAUUCUAUCACCGAAUGGGGAACCUUCGACGCUCGACAGAUGAUUGAGGUGUGGUUUGUCGCCCUUCUUGCAAUGUCUACCUCGACUGAUACUGAAUCUGCAACCCAAUCAAUACCCUACAUGUUUACGGGGAACGAUUUCGGAUCCCUGCAUACUCGGCGAUUUGAAGUUCAAGAUGGGGAUGCGCACCAAGAUACUCAAGAGCAACCAGCAGUGAAUCUGCUUCUCGAACACGAUGAUCGUGCCCGUCAUCACACGGCUGGAGUUACGGCGAUUCUUCCUCUACCGGUGCCGUCGGUUGACGAUGCACCAAUUAUAUUGACUGGGAGUUAUGAUGAAAGUCUGCGUGUUUACCAUGCUACCCGAAGAGGCGAAGUUCUAGCUGAGCAAGGUCUCGGUGGUGGUGUCUGGCGACUCCAACUACUCAGCUGUCAGGAGCUGGAGACGAACCAUACGAUGCUGGUGUUGGCAAGCUGUAUGCACGCGGGGACUCGCCUUGUGCGAGUCACUCGCGUCCAGCAACAGGACGGGCCAGAAGACUGGACUAUCGAGAUACUGGCCGAGUUCACUGAGCAUGAAAGCAUGAAUUAUGCCAGUGACACUUGGAAAGGCACAGCGUCGUCAGAUGUCCUCUGUGUCUCAAGCAGCUUCUACGAUCGUCGGGUCUGCGUGUGGAGAGCAAGUGUCUAG
This is a messenger RNA of Penicillium diatomitis, 1203 nucleotides long. RefSeq lists its product as uncharacterized. The record is from RefSeq and is a predicted model, not a curated record. Gene Ontology annotation, molecular function: protein binding. NCBI's taxonomy places the organism in Eukaryota, Fungi, Ascomycota, Eurotiomycetes, Eurotiales, Aspergillaceae. Bases 1 to 1203 code for a protein of 400 amino acids. The transcript is spliced from 2 exons.